AGUCCUAAACUUUAUGCCUACCUAUCUAGAAAGAACUCAACACUACAUAAUUUCAUAAGAAUCAAGAAAACAAUUUUUACAUGAACAUGAACAUGAAGGCAUCCAAGGAACUACACCUUCUUUGUUGUUUUCUAGUAUUAUGCAGUGUCAUGUUAGGUUCUUCUAUAGCCAACCAUGAUCAGAAAGACUACUACUGUGGUAAUAUCAGAAGAGCUCAAACACCUUUCUUGAAUCCCAAUCCUUCAAUAUUAAGUAGCAUCACCUUGUGCAGAUCUCAGAACCUCUACUUCAAAACUUCCCUUGGCCUUUUCCAAGUUUCUUCAGUUGAUUUAAAUGGUAGCUUACUAACUAUCUCUCACUCACCUUGUACUUCUUCUCUCCAAUAUCUUUCUCCUCUGGCUGUCACAACAGGUUUACCUUCUCCACCAGAACCUAACUCACUUAUUCUCUUCAAUUGUUCAAUCACAAGAUACCCCUUUUUGCCACUCUUGAAAAACUGCACACACAUACAUAAAUGUGGAGGUGCUGAAGAGCAUGAGAAAAGUCCUUAUUCAUGCUUAGUUAUUGAAGACCUUAAGAAAGUGGGUCUGGGUUUUCAUCCUCGAAAUUUGAACUGCUCCCAUUAUACCUGGGCACAUAAAAGUUCUUCACAUGGUGAAGAUCAUGGAGAAUUGAAGUUUGGAGCAAGGAUAUCUUUCAACACUCAUGUGCCAGAUAUUUGUAAGGGGUGCCAAAAGCCUAAUGACACCUGCGGUGCCGGGUUGAAUUGUUUAUGCCAUGCAAAAGAAUGCAAAGACAAGGUCAUAUCCGAGGUUGGAUCCAUAACAUUUACUGGUACCGUUUAUUUGGCUUUGCUAGUUAGCUUUCUCUCAUUGGUUUAGUAGCUUUCUUCUUAUGGUAUGUCUAACCAAGAUUAUAUGUAAGGAGUGAGUAGGGAGUACUUAGGUAGUUAGGUUGGAGUGCUCUGUUCGUAUAUAAUUAUUUGCUAUAUCAUACUUUAAUCUCAUCUAUUGAAUGUAACUAGUACAUAACAGAAUUUAAGGGUGACUAGGAGGGCUUCUAUUACCUGCAACUGCAGUUUAAAACCAUAAUAACAGCUCCAGUGCCACUUCCUCUCUUCAUCAUGCAUCAUAUUGAUCCUUUUUUCAGUUAGAUGAUAAUAAGUGGCAUAAAUGAUGCCAUUAUCUACUUGACCAAAUUCACAUACAUGUAAUCUUUGAAGUAAGCCCAUCCUUUACAUAAAUGCAGCAAGGACAGAGUUAUUCAGUGUUAAUGACAAGUACCGGGAAAAAAGGGGAUCAAAUUGUUACUUGUAAUCCUUUAUUAGCAGUGUCUCUUGCUGCCGCAGCAUCUCUGAUAGAGUUGUUGCAUCUUGCAAGGAAAAAGUGACCAAGCCUUGAAGGUGCUUCCACUAUGUUUGGUUUAAAAAGAUGUUCAUUCAUUUCAACAAGCAUGUGGUGGUCAUUUAAGGUCCUUGUAAGUUGUAAGUAGCUUCAACAACACUUUGAAGUUUGAAUGAAAUGUGCAUCGUACCAUGAGAAACAUCAUUGAAUAUCCCUUGGUCAACAUUUUGCAUUAAAGCAUUCAUAUCACGUCAUAAGUUGCUUGGGCUUGGGCUUUGAUCCAUUACCCCCAUGGAGUCAUGGACCCAUCACUCUUUUUUCAUAUCCCUAUUUGGCCCAAGCAAAAGCAAGAGUGUGUUAUAUUGGCCAAUAAAAAUAAAAUUAGGUUGAUUGAGUGGUAAGCUUACUUGUCCACCUAAAUAAAUGUCAAAAGUAGGGGUGAGCAUGGUCCGGUCCGGCUCGAAAAUCCGGUCCGGUCCCGAUCACUUUAGGGACUAAUUUGGUGUGAUUUCAUCGGGUUUAGAGCCGGGUAAGGGUCUCAAAAAUAAACCCGGUCAUUAUUUCGGGUCGAGUUUGGAUCAUAGUUCGGGUCACUCGAAAUCGGCCCGGUGGCCCGGUCACCAUACACAAUAAAUAUUUUGUAUUAUUAGUGAUGGAUGAUGGCUAUUAUUAU
This is a messenger RNA of Arachis stenosperma, 2016 nucleotides long. RefSeq lists its product as uncharacterized. Bases 81 to 881 code for a protein of 266 amino acids. The record is from RefSeq and is a predicted model, not a curated record. The transcript is spliced from 2 exons. Lineage: Eukaryota; Viridiplantae; Streptophyta; Magnoliopsida; Fabales; Fabaceae.